UUACCUAAACACUUAUUCCCCACUACUAUUUAUUAUUCCCAACAUACUGUAUAUGAGCACAGCUUUUAUUUUUUCGACUAUGACUGGAAGUUGUUUUGCAUUGUGGCAAACUUGAUGGUGCUGCAGAGCUGCAGGUCAGGGAGGUUGAAUGAAUGUUGAGUGUUAGAAGGGUGCCUGCACUAAAGAGUUACUAUGGCAGGAGUUCUGCUGUUAGUUCUGCAUUGUGGAUCAUUUAUCCUGAUUUCAGCCAUAACUACUGAUCAGACAACUACAGUUAGAUCCACCCUGGAUUCAGAUGCAGCUUUUCCUACAACUGAGAGCCUUUUGCCUGCAGGACAAACAAAUGCCACUGAGGUUCCCACCACAGGAUUCACAACUAGGUACAGCAAGUCAACAACUAAACCUCCUCAAACCACCACAACUACUCAACAUGUGACUGAACAUGCUGCUAAACCAACAGAGAAAGUAGUGUCCAAAAAAGACACUGAAGAAGAAGAAGGUCCUCUGGAACUGGAAAGGAGGUCCACCAGGAGCAUUAAGGUAGCAAAGAAGCCCAAAACGAUCCUGAACAAACCCAAACUCAUCACCAAGAAGCUGAAGAAGGUUGUUAAGAAAGUGAAACCUCAGGUCAAACAAAGUGUGAGACAGUCAGUGGCCACAGAGACAGUCCCACAAUGCCCUCCACUGGGUCUGGAGUCACUGAAGGUUAAAGACAACCAGCUGAGAGCGUCGUCCUUUCAGCGCAGAGGCCUGGGCCCUCACCGCGGCAGACUCAACAUCCAGUCUGGUGUGGAGGACGGUGACAUCUACGAUGGAGGCUGGUGUGCUCAGUACAAAGACAAGCAGCAGUGGCUGGAGGUGGACGCUCGGCAACCGACUCGCUUCACCGGAGUCAUCCUGCAGGGUCGCAGCUCCAUCUGGAGUUGGAACGUGGUUUAUACCUACAAGGUGCAGUUCAGUAACGACACGCUGGUGUGGAAGCCGUGCAUGAACGGGACUGAAGAGGCUGUGUUUGAAGGAAACCAGGACACAGAGACACCUGUCCUCGCCCUUUUUAACACUUCCACAGUGGCCCGUUACAUCCGGAUCAACCCACAGACCUGGUACCAGAAUGGGACGCAGGGGGACAUCUGCCUGAGAGCCGAGGUGCUGGGCUGCACUCUGCCAGAUCCAAAUAACAUAUAUGCCUGGCAGACAGAGCCAAUAGAGUCCAGAGACAAACUGGACUUCAGACACCACAACUACAAGGAGAUGAGAAAGUUGAUGAAGUCGGUGAACGAGGCGUGCCCCGACAUCACUCGCAUCUACAGCAUCGGGAAGAGUUACACGGGUCUGAAGCUCUACGUCAUGGAGAUCUCUGACAACCCUGGAAAACAUGAGCUGGGAGAACCAGAAUUCCGAUACGUUGCAGGGAUGCAUGGGAAUGAGGUGCUGGGCCGAGAGCUUCUGCUCAAUCUGAUGCAGUACAUGUGCCAAGAGUACAAGCGGGGUGACCAGCGCAUCGUCCGCCUGGUCAAAGAGACUCGUAUUCACCUUCUGCCCUCCAUGAACCCUGACGGAUACGAGCUGGCCUUUAAAAAGGGCUCAGAAUUGGCCGGUUGGGCCUGGGGCCGUUACAGCUACGAAGGUAUCGACAUGAACCACAACUUUGCUGACCUCAACUCAGGGAUGUGGACCGCCAUUGAGCUGGAGACAGACCGGUCCAAACUCAUCAACCACUACUUCCCCAUCCCUGAGCAGUACACCUCCGAGGAAGCCUUUGUGGCAUCAGAGACCCGAGCUGUCAUCAACUGGAUGCAGAACAUCCCGUUUGUUCUCAGUGCUAACCUCCAUGGAGGAGAGCUGGUGGUCACCUACCCGUACGACAUGACCAAAGACUGGGCGCCCCGCGAGCACACGCCCACCGCUGAUGAGAGCUUCUUCCGCUGGUUGGCCACCGUGUAUGCCAGCACCAAUCAGGUGAUGUCCAACCCUGACCGGCGGCCCUGCCACAACAAGGACUUCCGUAGAUUCAACAACAUCAUAAAUGGAGCCGACUGGCACAACGUACCAGGAAGUAUGAAUGAUUUCAGCUACCUGCACACCAACUGUUUCGAGGUGACCGUGGAGUUGUCCUGUGAUAAAUUUCCUCACGCCAGUGAGCUUCCCAUCGAGUGGGUGAACAACAGAGAGUCUCUGCUGGUUUACAUGGAGCAGGUCCACCGUGGGAUUAAGGGCGUGGUGCGAGACAAAGACACAGAGACUGGUAUAGCAGAUGCCAUCAUUAAAGUGGAUGACAUUGAUCAUCAUAUUAGAUCAGUUACUGACGGAGAUUACUGGCGGCUGCUGAACCCCGGUGAGUACCGUGUGACAGCCAGCGCAGAGGGCUACUUACCCUCCUCCCGCACCUGCCAGGUCAUGUACGACCACUACCCGACGAUCUGCGACUUCCGCCUCACCAAGGUGCCCAAACAGAGACUAAAAGACCUUUUGGCGAAGGGGGGGAAACUCCCGAAGGACCUGCAGCUCCGCCUGCGACAGCUACGCCUGCGCAAGCUCCGCGUCACCACCAAGGCCCUCAACCAGAGACGCACUGCUGCUGCCAAGAGGGCGAAGAGGACGAGAUGAUGAAGAAAACAAAGAACAGAGCUGGACUUGGUUCAGUUCACUCUGGGUUUAGAGACACUCGUCUUCACUGGAUACGUUACGUAAAAAUCCUGUUAUCUUAGUUUCAUCUGCUGUGGAGCAGCAGAGCAGCUGAGGGAAGUAGUUAAGGCCACAUUCACACUAUAGUGUUGUAGUGGCUCACUGGAUUUAAAAUGAAGAAUAUGAGGGUAAAGUGUUGACUUUUUAUAUGCAGCACAGCAGGAAAAUCCAACUGUAUAAACCCUCAAAUUAGGCAGCAAUUCACACUCAUGGUCACUGUUUCAAUUCAUAUUCACUGUGCAGGAAUACAGAACCAAAACAAUAAUAGGGUUAGGCAAUAUUUGUGUGAUGUUGAAUGUUAGCACAGAGUGGAGGUUGUAGGAAGAAGCCCUCACCUCUUUGGUUUGGUACCAAAGCUUGUUUACUAAAAUCAUUAAAACAUUUUCUCUGACAUCAAA
Molecule: messenger RNA, 3083 nt
Organism: Centropristis striata (black sea bass)
Lineage: Eukaryota; Metazoa; Chordata; Actinopteri; Perciformes; Serranidae
Product: probable carboxypeptidase X1
Exons: 15
Coding region: 193-2607 (804 amino acids)
Biological process (GO): proteolysis
Molecular function (GO): zinc ion binding; metallocarboxypeptidase activity
Source: RefSeq, a predicted model, not a curated record